Larimichthys crocea (large yellow croaker) is the source of this 3226-nucleotide messenger RNA. RefSeq names its product DEAD (Asp-Glu-Ala-Asp) box polypeptide 54 (gene ddx54). Gene Ontology annotation, cellular component: cytosol; nucleus. NCBI's taxonomy places the organism in Eukaryota, Metazoa, Chordata, Actinopteri, Sciaenidae. Gene Ontology annotation, molecular function: RNA helicase activity; RNA binding; ATP binding. The record is from RefSeq and is a predicted model, not a curated record. The coding region runs from base 176 to 2812 and encodes 878 amino acids. The transcript has 20 exons.
AUGUAGAAGAAGAAGAAGAAGACGAAGAAGAAGCUCACACGUGUGUUUCCAACAUGUCUGCCCGCCGUGUUGUUGUGUGUUGAGAUGACAUGAGCUGUGUCGAGAGAGAGUUUAACGCUGUUUGAUUUUAGUAUCGUGUACAGUAAAGUCUUUAACAGGGCACUAAAGCUUCAGGAUGGCCCAGAGGAAGAAGAAACUCACCAAGAAGAAGAGAUACACCGCCAACUCUGACUCUGACAGCGGAGACUUUGAGCUGGCUGCUGAAGUCAAAGAAGAUGACUCUGUCUCACAGCCAGGGAGGAAACUGCCACGGUUCCCCACCACAUCAGACUGCCUGUCAGAUGUGGAGCCGGACACCAGGCAGUUGGUCAGAGCCCAAAACAAAAAGAAAAAGAAGUCUGGAGGCUUUCAGUCCAUGGGUCUCAGUUACCCUGUAUAUAAAGGCGUCAUGAAGAAGGGUUACAAAGUCCCUACUCCAAUCCAAAGAAAGACUGUCCCAGUGAUCUUGGACGGUAAAGAUAUAGUAGCCAUGGCUAGGACCGGCAGUGGUAAGACAGCUGCCUUCCUGGUGCCCAUGUUUGAGAAGCUGAAGGCCCCUCAAGCCCAAACAGGAGCCAGGGCCCUCAUCCUGACCCCCACCAGAGAGUUGGCCCUACAGACCAUGAAGUUCACAAAAGAGUUGGGAAGAUUUACUGGCCUCAAGACUGCCUUGAUCCUUGGUGGAGACAGAAUGGAUGAUCAGUUUGCUGCUCUUCAUGAAAAUCCUGACAUAAUCAUCGGAACACCCGGUCGUCUGAUGCACGUCAUCAAGGAGAUGAACCUGAAGUUGCAUAAUGUGGAGUACGUGGUGUUUGACGAGGCUGACAGGUUGUUUGAAAUGGGUUUUGCCGAGCAGCUUCAGGAGAUCAUCCGGAGGCUUCCAGACACCAGACAGACUCUGCUGUUCUCUGCCACCCUGCCCAAACUGCUGGUGGAGUUUGCCAGAGCUGGACUGACUGAACCAGUAUUGAUUCGUUUGGAUGUGGAUUCUAAGCUCAGCGACCAGAUUAAGCUGUCAUUUUUCCAUAUACGUGUGGAUGACAAGUCAGCACUGCUGCUUCAUCUUCUGAGGAAUGUAGUGAAGCCUCACGAGCAGACGGUGGUGUUUGCAGCCACUAAACAUCAUGUCGAGUACCUCAAGGAGCUGUUGUCUUCAGAAGGCAUAGAGUGUGCCUACAUCUACAGCGCCCUUGAUCAGACUGCCAGGAAGAUCAACAUUGGGAAAUUUGUGCAUCGGAAAGCAAUGGUGCUAAUUGUGACUGAUGUUGCUGCUCGUGGUAUAGACAUCCCCCUGCUGGACAAUGUCAUCAAUUACAACUUCCCCUCCAAGGCCAAGCUCUUCUUGCACAGAGUUGGCCGUGUGGGUCGUGCUGGACGCAGUGGGACAGCCUACAGUUUGAUCUGUCAAGAUGAGAUGGCUUAUGUCUAUGAUCUUCACCUCUUCCUUGGAAGGCCUGUUCAGUUCGCCACACCUGAACACACACACUAUGUAGAGGGCGUGUUCGGUCGGGUCCCUCAGAGUAUCCUGGAUGACGAAAGUUCUCAUCUGAUCACAGCUCACGAAAACUCCCAGGACCUGCAAAACAUGCAUCGUAUCUCAGAGAACGCCUACAAGCAGUAUCUCAAGUCUCGACCGAACCCCUCACCCGAGUCCAUCAGGCGGGUCAAAAGCACGGAUGUGUCCGGCAUGGCCGUCCAUCCUUUACUAGGGUUAGGUUUGGAGAAAAUGGAACUGGAGCGCCUUCAGAUAGUCGAUGCCAUCAAAGGCUACAAAUCCAAAUCGACUAUCUUUGAAAUCAACUCUAGCAGUAAGACACAAGCUAGUGAGGUGAUGCGGACCAAACGCUCCAAAGACACACGGCUGCUGGACAAAUUCAGCAAACAGAAAGAUGCGCUGGCUGCAGAAAGCCGGAUACAGAAGCCCAUCAACCCCCCCACCGCUGAUGAUGAUUGUGCACUGUCUUCAGACAAAGAGGAGGAGGAGGAAGAUCUAAAGGGGGUGUUCUCUGCAGUGGUAGGUGGAAAAAGGAAAGGCCAGCGGGAAGACGGGGACGAAAGGUCAAAUAACAAAAGAAGCAGACAGUCGGGCAAAGAUGAGGAGUAUUACAUCCCAUACAGACCCAAAGACUUCAACUCUGAGAGAGGGUUAAGUCUCGGUGGAGAGGGCACUGCCUUUGAACAGCAGGCCUCCACGGCUGUGCUGGACCUCAUGGGAGAUGAAGGAGAGCGGCUCAACCAGCACAAAAGCAUAAUGAAAUGGGACCGUAAGAGGAAACGCUUCGUUAGAGAAACAGGAAAGGAGGACCAGAAGAAGAAGAUCAGAAUAGACAGCGGACAGGUCAUCAGUAACAAGAAGAAUAAGAAGAACUUUUAUGAGGAGUGGAAGAAAAAAUACAAGUUUGAUGAUGGAGGAUCUGGCUCAGACGGAGAAACAGGAGGAGGAGGAAGAGGCGGGAGAAGGCCAGGAGGAGGAGGAGGAGGAGGUCGUGGUCGUGGCCGUGGCCGUGGCCGGGGAGGUCCCAACUUCCAGAGCCCUAACUUCCAGAGGUCUGCAGGGCCGCAGCAGACGCCCGGUGGCCGCAAAAUCCGCUCGGAGCUGAAGACGAACGAGCAGAUCCUGAAACAGCGCAAGAAACAGCAGAAGCACCGGUUCCUGCAGAGUGGAGGUCUAAAGAACCUCCGCACCAAGAACAAAAAGUAUCUUGGAGAUGUUAAGAAGUCAGGUUUUGGGCGGGGCAGUCAAAAGAAGGGUAAGAUGAAGAAGAGACUCUGAGCAGGACGCAGAGAGAGAACUGUCUGGGAGUGCUGUAAGAUGGUCAAGGUGGAGGCACCACGAGGGACUGGAUGGAUAUCUGGACUCAUUAUCUUCGCAGACCACCUUAAAUAAUUUCACAGUCUUUCAUGAUUGUGAAUUAAAGGAGUUGAGUAAAGCAUUUUUAGACUGUAGAGGUGAACUUCACAUUUUCUAUCAUUACCUACUGAACUCUGAAUUUGAUACAGUGUAUGUAUAAGAAUGAUACAGUGUACUAUGUGUAUACACAUUAUCUCGCAAAAUACAGAUAUUAAUAAGGAAAUUUUCUGCACUGUCUUCAUUUGCAGUUAUAUGUUGAUAUAACAAAACAAAAGUGUAUUUAUGAUGGUACAUUUAUUUGGCAGUAUAUCUUUUGUGCACAAUUCUUCUACAACC